GUGUAUUUCAGCUGUGGCCCUUUAAACUCAGCGGAAUCUAAAAAGAACACAAAUGUUCAAACCCUCCGUCCUUAGACGUCUUUUUUAAAAGCCAUGUCUCAGCUGCAGGCCUGCUCUCCUCCGGACACCCCCCUCCGCCGCCUGCUCCCCGGACAGUGAGCCCCCGCAGCCCCGGACCCGGCCACCGUCACGCAGCUGUCAGUCAGCAGCAGGCUAAGCUAAUCGGCUAACCCGGGGCCGCGUCAACCGUAUGCCCGCACUGACGCACGUUGCACCGGGGACAGAGCUCCGCAGACAGCGACCAGCGUCGGCCCAGCAGCCCCAGUGACGAGCCGGGGACAUGGACAAGGCCGAGGCGGACCGGCUGAUAGAGAAGGCCAAGCUGUGUCUGCGGUCGGGCCGGAAGGACAAGGCGCUGCAGCUGCUGCACGAAGCCCAGAAUAUAUACCCCAGCACCCGGGCCAGAGUGUUGAUAGAUGCCAUAGUAAGGAAUGGAAGCAGUGAAGCCCCCGAAACGAACCACGUGCCCCCCCCAUCAGGCUGGAGAGACGAAGACAUCAGAAACGGUGAAACGAGUGGUGACGAAAAGAAGACCUACACCGAGGAUCAGCGGCAGGGCGUUCUCAGGAUAAAGAAUUGCAAGGAUUUUUAUGAAAUCCUUGGUGUUACCAAAAAUGCCAGCGAUGAAGAUUUGAAGAAGGCGUACAGGAAGUUGGCCCUCAAGUUUCACCCUGACAAGAACUUCGCCCCAGGAGCCACAGAAUCUUUCAAAGCAAUAGGAAAUGCAUAUGCAGUACUGAGCAAUCCAGAGAAGAGGCAACAGUAUGAUCAGUAUGGAGACCAGUCUGCAGCUUCAGCGCCCCAGCCGUCCAGCCACAGUCGCCACGGACACUACCGAAGCUUCAACAGAGACUUUGAGGCCGACAUCUCCCCAGAGGAGCUCUUUAACAUUUUCUUUGGAGGCAGGUUUCCCACAGGAAACAUCCACGUGUACACCAACCAGGGAGCCUCCUACUCUCAGUUCUAUCAGCCUCGUCGUCGACGUGCUUAUGAAAGGCGCGAGGAGGUGGUGGAAGACAACCAGAGUCAGAACACCUUCACAGCGCUCCUGCAGCUUCUCCCCGUGCUUGUGCUAAUCCUCAUAUCAGUGUUUACUCAGAUGAUGGCCAGUACCCCACCCUUCAGUCUCUUCUAUAAGCCGGCCUUGGGGCUGGUGGUGUCCAGGGAAACUCAGCACAUGGGCGUACCGUACUACGUGGAUAAAAGUUUUGAGAAGGAAUACCGCGGAACUGCGCUGGAUGAACUCGAGCAAACAAUUGAGAGUGACUAUAUUGAACAUCUGCAGAACAGCUGCUGGAAAGAGAAACAGCAGAAGUCCGACUUGGCAAACCUCGGACAACUCUACCGUGAUGAGCGUUUGAAGCAGAAGGCCGAGUCCAUGAGGCUGGACAACUGUGACAAGCUGCAUCGACUGGUCGGCCGUCAGAGAGCCAAAUGAGGACUGUUUCGAGAGCACAGCACGUUUCUUUACAGACUUUACAACAGUGCAUAUUACUGAAGUGUGUAAUUUAUCCAAUCUGGCCACUUUGUAAAGAAAUCUCCGUGGGUACAGCGCAGUCAGUGGGAGAUGAUGCCACUGGAAACAAUGUGCCUUCUCUCCUGUUGGAUGGUAGAAAUGAAGAGUUGCAUGUGGGCUGUCUGAUGGUAGCAGCAUUGCGUGCAGACUCACUGUUGCAGUGCGUAUGAUGUGUCGGAGCCUUUAAACUUUCUUAUAGAAACGGCACGACACACGAGUCUCCCUUUGGGGUUCUGAAAGCAGUUGUAUGUUCACACACACACAUGUUUUAUUUGUUUAGAUUUAGUUGUUAUUUAUUGUCUUGAAUGUUUUUUGUGUUCUCAAUUAAAUCUUAGGUAUUUAUUUAAUAGUUAACUGAGUGAAUGUUACUACUGAGCAUCUUGGCUCACGUUAUUUUUCAGUAGGAAGUAACUAAGAACAAUAAUUUAAAUAAGAUGAUCGUCUUAAAAGAAAUGGGAGAGCUUCUGUACUGUGACGUGACAGAGGAGUCAAAUCAGACGGUGGUUAAUCGGGCAAUUUGACUUUUGGCACCAUAGAAAUAAAGGAGCACACAGUAGAGAAACAUUUUACAAAAAGCAACCACAUAUUUCUGAUGUAUUUUGCCCAAAAAACUGAGCUUUCUUCUACAGUAGAGCUUCCUGCUCCUCGCACGACUGCUUCCAUACGCGUUCGGCUGUUCAGCUUCUUCCAUUGGAGAACGUUUCGUUUAUAGGUUCAAGUUUGAGAAAUGACUGUUGUGUGUCGUUAGAAGAGGCUGUUAUGGAGACUUACUUUUGAUCUGGCACAAGCAGCUUGGUUCAGCCAAAAUGCCCCCCCCCCCCCAAUGCAAUACCUUCCUUUCAGUAACCAGUCAGAAGUUAACAUAGUGCGCCAGGAGAAAAGCUUUGCAUGUCAAAUUUCUAAAUAUUUUAUAAACCCUGCACCUUUUUAUUUAUAUAAUUUUUUAUAUAAAAAAAGAGAGACUGUGUUUUAAAAUCCGAACAGUAUUAACAGUCAGUCCCGCAGCUAGAACUGUGAGGUUUACUAACUUUGUGAAGCUGUUAAUUCUUUAAAUCAAACCCUCAACAGACAUGAAGACUGGUCGCUGUGCACUACGACUGCCAAACUGCCUUAGCUGUUCUCGUAUUUGUGAAAGAUUCAGGUUCAUCUCAAGCACUUUUACGUUCAUAGUUAACCCUGUGUUCCAUGUCAUGACUGUUGCAUGCAUCCUUGUGAGAGAGUGUUAUUAGUUGCAUAUUUAUUUUAUUGUUUCGGUGAACACACAGACACACACAUGACUACUGACACACUAAAUGUUACUAAGAGAGUAUUCAGGGCCACAGUAACUCACAGACAUGUCAAACUGUAACUGUGAUAUACACACAGACACACACACACAGAUCAGGUUUUGGUAUCAGUCAGUGUUGUUGUACACUUAAACCAAAAGUACCAGACAAUUAAACGUGUAUCCAGAAUGUG
This is a messenger RNA of Limanda limanda (common dab), 3034 nucleotides long. It is a transcript of the gene dnajc18, whose product is annotated as DnaJ (Hsp40) homolog, subfamily C, member 18. Gene Ontology annotation, molecular function: Hsp70 protein binding. The transcript has 8 exons. NCBI's taxonomy places the organism in Eukaryota, Metazoa, Chordata, Actinopteri, Pleuronectiformes, Pleuronectidae. The coding region runs from base 341 to 1498 and encodes 385 amino acids. The record is from RefSeq and is a predicted model, not a curated record. Gene Ontology annotation, biological process: cellular response to misfolded protein. Gene Ontology annotation, cellular component: endoplasmic reticulum membrane.